CAGAACAGAAGUGCAGCUGUUGAGCUAAAACUUUUUUUUUUUUUUUAACAGGAUCUUUUGAAGAUGCAGUGGAAGUGAUUCUUUGAGAGCUUUGCAGUGGACAAGUUUUGCAGGUUCUGCAUGGCGGCAAGAAGAGAGAUCCAAGACAAAGAGAUGACUGCACACCAGAAGAUGACCUUGAGGGUCAUUCUCACAGAGGCAGAUAUAAGAAAGGUCACCCUGAACACAAGGCCUGCUACCAUGGAGGAUUUAAUAUGCAAGCUUAAAGAAUCACUGGGACUUGAUUACAACUGCAGUCUCCAGUACAAAGAUCCUGAAUUCAAUUACGAGCUGUGCAAUCUCACAGAUAUUGAAGAUCUUCCAGAAAAACCAACGGUAAAAGUCAUUCCUCUACUUGAGCUGGUACCUGUCUCAACACCUGAUGAAAUUUUGAGUGACACACAGAGUACAGCAGAUACAGAAGUCCUCUCACACUCAUCCCAGGACCGACAGACACCAUGGCCAGAACUAUUUUCUAUCCCAGCCUUUUCUGUUGAUGUAAACUAUAGACUAAGACAGGCAGAUCUACUGUAUCUUAGGGACGGAACACACCUAAAAGUAACAAAAGAGCUAAAACAUGUGAUCCUUGAAAGUUUGGCAGAGAGUAUGUAUAGCUACACAGCAUACCCAAAUAAUGCUCAGUUUGAAAGUGUUGCAGCAGCACUGAUAAGUAAGCACCCCUGUCUCCAGGAACGAGGCUCCACCAAUCACUAUAAUGGUUGGAAAAACAGCCUAAAAUACAAAAUGGCUAACUACAGAACAAAGUGUAGAAGAUCAGGCUGCCUUGAUGUUGCGGUAAAUGCAGGUAAACGGGGAGGGCAUUCAGCAGAAGGCGAACCAGCUAACAAGAAUAUCAAGAAGGCCAAGAAAGGCGAGCUUAACUACUUACCCAACUAUCCUGAGGGAUUUGAUCAGUCAGGCCUUGAGGGUGCCCGCAAGCAAUUGAUUGAUGAAAUGCAGAAGAGAACUCCAGAUGGACAAUGUAUAAAACAGAAGAUGGAUGUGACAUUUGCAUUGAGAAGAAAAGAGGUAGUGGAAUCUGAACCUGCCAUAAGCAAGAUUUUGGAAUGCUGGCCUGCUCUUUUCACGGAAGAUCAGGUGUACAUGGAGUUCAACAGGAUUGUGGGCAAGAACCUCAAGCAAGAGUUCUAUGAAAGCAUUGAUCAGCACAGUCUUCGUCUCAUUGAGAUAUUUCAAUCUAAGAGAGGGAACAUUGGGCAGCUUUUGUCACAGCUAUCACAGCAGACUAAGACCAAAGAGCCAACUGACAUUCGGACACUGGUGCUCAGAGGGCUUCCUAUUGUCCUUGGGGACAGUCCCGCAGACUUCUACAAAGAAUGCUCUGACUCUGAUGACUCAUUCUGCCACCUUGACGUUGCUUUGCUCUCCCCAUCCCCCCACCUCAGGCCAGCCUCUCUAAAGAUCAUUAUUGAGGGAGAGGUUGUGAUGGACAACAUUCAAGACCUGCCAAAAGCUAUGUGCAUUCUGUUUGGACUUACUUACGCCCUGCAUCUCAACUAUCCCAAAUCAAUGAGGAACACAUUCCAGUUCAUCCAACAGGUUCUCCUUUCACUGGGCCACAAUGAACUAAAACCCAGAUUACAAACUCUGAAAAAACAGCUUGCACUGUAA
Messenger RNA from Trichomycterus rosablanca, 1671 nucleotides. RefSeq lists its product as uncharacterized. The transcript has 6 exons. The coding region runs from base 121 to 1671 and encodes 516 amino acids. The record is from RefSeq and is a predicted model, not a curated record. Lineage: Eukaryota; Metazoa; Chordata; Actinopteri; Siluriformes; Trichomycteridae.